This is a messenger RNA of Sesamum indicum (sesame), 438 nucleotides long. NCBI's taxonomy places the organism in Eukaryota, Viridiplantae, Streptophyta, Magnoliopsida, Lamiales, Pedaliaceae. The record is from RefSeq and is a predicted model, not a curated record.
AUGCUUCCCCCCAAUCAACAAACUCAAUCCACGCCCAAAACAACCCAAAAUCCAUUUUCAUCCGGCAAUUCCUCUGCAUACGGAUCAACUCAACAAUCCCAUCAGACAGUAGAAGCUGAAUCGUCCGCGGAUUCUGUACAGCCAAAGAAGAUGCUAGAGGAGGAGAAGAAGAACACGUGUACUACAGUUACUGUAGCGACGGGAAUCGAGAAUAGCUGCAGUAGUGGGAGGGAAAGGCUGCAGAGACAUAGGAUAGAGGUGGCGGGUCGGGUUUGGAUACCGGAUAUGUGGGGUCAAGAAGCUUUCCUCAAGGACUGGAUUGAUUGCGGGGCUUUUGAUGCUUCGCUGGUAAACAGCAGUGUUAUGUCCGCCAGAGCUGCGUUGGUGGAACAAGGACGGACGCUCAAUUCCGCCACACCAACCGUUGCUAAUUACUAG